Messenger RNA from Carya illinoinensis, 2912 nucleotides. Its product is annotated as BEL1-like homeodomain protein 1. Gene Ontology annotation, biological process: regulation of transcription by RNA polymerase II. The record is from RefSeq and is a predicted model, not a curated record. The transcript has 9 exons. Bases 526 to 2616 code for a protein of 696 amino acids. Gene Ontology annotation, molecular function: RNA polymerase II cis-regulatory region sequence-specific DNA binding; DNA-binding transcription factor activity, RNA polymerase II-specific. Lineage: Eukaryota; Viridiplantae; Streptophyta; Magnoliopsida; Fagales; Juglandaceae.
AAAAUAUGAAAAGGACAACGAGAUAUUUAAUGUUGAAAUGAACAAUAGGACCCCUCCACCCCUUCUUGCUCUUCAUCAUCUUCCUUGUAUUUUUUUUUUUCUAUUAAGCUUUGGUGGAAGGAGACGUUUCCUCGUUUUUCUGCUGGUGCCUGCAUCAAUUGAUUUGAAAAGGGGGGAGAGGGUCAAAUCAAGAAGAAGUUCCUCUUUGUUUUGAUCUCUACGCAGGAGAGGAGUUGCAGAGAUUUGAGUCUGACAGGGGGUUAUCCCCUUAUAUAGAAAGAUGAAUCCUAUAGGCCAAAUUCAUCUUUCCUUUGAGGAGCGGAGACGAUCAUGAAGCACGUGCACACUCAGAUAUUCGUCACACCAGGAUUUGCCUGAAAAGUAGACCUUCACAGAAGACUCCAUAAGUGACGCGUAAAGCUCCUAUAUACCCAUUUCUCAAGGUCGUCUUUCAUGGGUUGACUCACUCUCCGACAUAUUCACAAGUAACUUCAGAAACAUAAUAUAUUUUCCCCAAGAAAAUCGAUGGCGACGUACUUUCAUGGCAAUCCAGAAAUCCAAGCAGCCGACGGGUUACAAACUCUCGUGCUCAUGAACCCAGCUGGCUACGUCCAAUACUCCGAAGCGCCACCACAGGCACAAUCCACCGCCAACAACUUCGUCUUUCUAAAUUCUGUCGCUGCGGCUGCAGCUGCCAACUCCUUAAACCUCCCUCAGGCGCAGCAGCAACCCCACACCCAGCAGUUCGUCGGCAUCCCGCUUCCCACUAUGGCUUCCGCCGCGUCUCAGGAUCCUGAUUCUCAAUCCAUGAACGCCCACCACGAGAUAUCCGCCUUGCAUGGCUUCAUCCCUCGUGUUCAGUAUAAUUUAUGGAACUCCCUUGACCCCAACGCAGCGGCGCGUGAGACUCCACGCGCACAGCAGGGGCUGUCCUUGAGCCUCUCUUCACAGCAACCUGGGUACGGGUCGUUCCGGGCCGACCGUGAAGUUCCAUCACAGGCUCAAGCUCCGGCUAUAUCGGGAGAAGAUAUGCGAAUUUCGGGCGGGUCAUCUUCUUCGGCUUCGGGGGUGACUAAUGGGGUUUCGGGCAUGCGUCUGCUGAGCUCUAAGUACUUGAAGGCUGCUCAAGAACUUCUAGACGAGGUUGUGAAUGUCGGUAACGGAAUGAAGAGUGAGAUAUUAAGGAAAGCUAAUGGGCGAGCUAAGGUGAUGGGAGAAUCAUCGGCUGCCGAGAGCGGUGACGGCUCUGUCGGCGGUGAAGCAAGCGGAAAGCGUGCUGCUGAGCUAUCGACGGCCGAGAGGCAGGAAAUUCAGAUGAAGAAGGCAAAGCUGCUGAAUAUGCUUGAUGAGGUGGAUCAAAGGUACAGACAAUACCACAACCAGAUGCAGAUUGUGAUUUCCACGUUCGAACAAGCGGCCGGAAUAGGGUCAGCAAGAACAUACACAGCCCUUGCAUUACAAACAAUCUCAAAGCAGUUCCGGUGUUUGAAGGAUUCAAUAACGGGCCAAAUUCGAGCUGCGAACAAGAGCCUAGGCGAAGAAGAUAGCCCAGGCGGCAAGAUUGAAGGUUCAAGACUCAAGUACGUUGACCAUCAGCUGCGACAACAACGAGCUCUUCAACAGUUGGGAAUGAUCCAGCACAAUGCUUGGAGACCGCAGAGAGGAUUGCCUGAAAGAUCAGUUUCUGUUCUUCGUGCUUGGCUUUUCGACCACUUUCUCCACCCAUAUCCGAAGGAUUCAGACAAGCACUUGCUUGCUAAGCAGACAGGGCUUACUAGGGGCCAGGUGUCUAAUUGGUUCAUCAAUGCUCGAGUUCGGCUUUGGAAGCCAAUGGUGGAAGAGAUGUAUUUGGAGGAACUCAAGGACCAAGAGCAGAAUGGAUCAGAGGAAAAAAUCAGCAAGAGCAAUGAAGACUCGGCAUCAAAGUCCAGUGCUCCGCAGGAGAAAAGUCCUGCUACUGAAAAUCGCACCAAAAGUUUCAAUUCGAAACGAGAGAAUUCUACAAACCAGAACGCUGCUCCUGCUUUUUCAGUCUCCAAAGCUUCAACAUCUCCGGUUGGAGGAAAUGUUAGGAACCAAUCUGGAUUCACUCUCAUUGGGCCCUCAGAAUGGGAAGGGAUUACACAAGGAAGUCCGAAGAAACAGAGGAGCAAUGAGAUGCUGCAUUCUCCAAGCAGUGUUCCAUCAAUAAACGUGGAUGUCAAGCCUAAUGAGGCAAACAACGAGCAAGUUUCUAUGAAAUUCAGUGAUGAGAGGCAGAGCAGAGAUGGCUACUCAUUCAUGGGAGGCCAAACGAACUUCAUUGGAGGUUUUGGGCAAUACCCAAUAGGUGAAAUUGGAAGGUAUGAUACUGAACAGUUUGCACCAAGGUUUUCAGGCAAUGGUGUUUCUCUCACACUCGGUCUCCCUCACUGUGAAAACCUUUCCUUGUCCGCCACCCACCAUUCAUUUCUCCCUAACCAGAACAUUCAAUUGGGAAGAAGGGUAGUCAGCGAACCAAACGACUUUGGUGCCAUAGACAACUCCAACCCUCACUCUUCAGCUGCAUAUGAAAGCAUCAACAUUCAGAACCCAAAGAGGUUUGCUGCGCAAUUGUUGCCCGACUUUGUGGCCUGAAUAAGCGCAUAUAUGAGACAGUUAGUGUCAUGGGUUUUCAGGGUUAUCUUUCACAAUUCCUUCCUAUUCAUAGUAGGGGACAAGGAAAUGCAUGGUAGUGUAAAGAGGAAGAAAAUUUACUUUAGUAUAGGUUUAUACAUGGAAUAUAGAACCAUUUGAGUUCUUAGACAGCUUAGGAUUUGAGAGCAUAUGGUUGAGGAUUGUAUAUUAUUUUUAUAAGUUUUGAAUAUGGAUAGUGGAUUGGUGUCAUAAAAAUUAGUUAUCUGGGUAUACAAUAAUAUUAAUGAUUGUUAGUA